This is a messenger RNA of Eremothecium gossypii ATCC 10895, 1101 nucleotides long. It is a transcript of the gene QCR2, whose product is annotated as ubiquinol--cytochrome-c reductase subunit 2. NCBI's taxonomy places the organism in Eukaryota, Fungi, Ascomycota, Saccharomycetes, Saccharomycetales, Saccharomycetaceae. Gene Ontology annotation, cellular component: mitochondrion. Gene Ontology annotation, molecular function: metal ion binding. Bases 1 to 1101 code for a protein of 366 amino acids. The record is from RefSeq and is marked provisional. The transcript has a single exon.
AUGUUGUCCCAGAGAUUGCAGUGCAGCAAGCAGUUCGCCAGACACCUGAGCGUGGCAGCCAAGGACGGCUCCGGCAAGGUGUCGACCCUGAGCGUGCAGGUGCAGGGCGGGUCGCGGUACGCGACGAAGGACGGCGUGGCGCACCUGCUGUCGCGGUUCAACUUCCACAACACGGGCAACAAGUCUGCGUUGCGUCUGGUGCGCGAGUCGGAGCUGUUGGGCGGCAGAUUCCAGUCGACGGUGGACCGCGAGCACAUCACGCUGUCUGCGACGUUCCUCAAGGAGGACUUGCCGUACUUUGUCAACGCGCUGGCCGACGUGCUGUACAAGACGUCGUUCCGGCCGCACGAGCUGGCGGAGUCGGUGCUUCCUGCGGCGACGCGCGACGCGGCGGUGGCGCGCGCGUGCCCUGUGGCGGCCGCGGAAGAGGCUCUGUACAGCGUGACGUACAGACACGGGCUGGGCAAGCCGGUGCUGUACGACGGGGUGGAGAAGGUCACGCUGGAGGACAUCAAGGCGUACGCGGACAAGGUGUACACCAAGGAGAACGUGACGGUUCUGGGCCAGGGCAUCAACGAGGCGGACCUGAAGCGGUUUGUCAACGACUCGCUGCUUGCGUCGCUGCCAUCGGGCACCUCGCUGGCCGGCUCCGGCAACGCGAAGACGCACUCCGGGGAGGCGCGGUUGAGACACGCGGGCUCCUCCGUGGCUGCGAUUGCCGUUCCGGUGGCCAAGGCCGACUUUGCCACCUACGAGGUCCUGGCCAGAUACUUGACUUCGGACCUGUACGCGCUUUCUCCGCUGGUGCAUAAGGCGAAGUUGGACAAGUACACCGACGGCGGCCUGUUCUCGCUCUACGUCAAGUCCGCGGAGGCCGCCAAGGCUGCUGCGGACAUCAAGAAGGUUGUCGCCGACUUGAAGGCCGGCAAAGACAUCUCCGUGGCCCGCAAGUACGCCGCUCUGCAGUUGGCUGUCGAAAACGACUCCGCCGCCUCCCCUGUUAGCUUGAAGCUCGAGAACGCUAAGGACUUCAAGUUGGGUAAAUUCAACUACGUUGCCGUCGGGGAUGUGAGCAACUUGCCAUUUGCUGAUGAACUGUAA